This is a messenger RNA of Oppiella nova, 2895 nucleotides long. Lineage: Eukaryota; Metazoa; Arthropoda; Arachnida; Sarcoptiformes; Oppiidae. The record is from the annotation of a GenBank genome assembly.
AUCUAUGUUCGAGGUCUUAAGAGUUACCCGACACAGUCCAUGUCCACAUUACUCACAUAUUACACACAAUUAAUAACCAUUGAAAGGUGUUGGACUUAUGAGGAGCUAUUACAUGCAAUGGAUGAGUUGACAGUUGAUAAUUUGUCUGAACUAAUAGUCCAACUCUUAUCUCAUUUCCAUAUCGAGUCCUUAAUCCACGGAAACAUCGACUCGACUGAAGCUCUAAAUGUUUGCGAUUUGUUUAAAAGUCGAUUCAAGUCAGCCCUCAAUACCAAACCCAUAGCGCUGUCCCAACACUUCCGCGAUCGUGAGAUACAAUUACCCGACGGUUCCGACUAUAACUUCGACACCAAGAAUGCGAUCCAUAAGACAAAUGCAAUUCAACUUCACUUUCAGGUCGGAGUGGAGGAGACGGUUAUAAACGCAAAGAUCGGACUUUUGGAGCAAAUAUUUGAUGAACCCUUUUAUGAUAACCUUAGGACUAAACAACAGUUGGGUUACUCCGUGUGGACAUACAGUCGCAAGAGUAAUGGGGUUUGGAAAAGUAUUAAAGAAUUGCAAGAAUUAGUGGUUCCGUUGUUUUCUCAAAUCAAGAAUAACAGUGCAAUCGCUCCCAAAUGGACUACAAAUCCAUUCACUACUGAAUGCCUACAAAAGCAGUGCUUUGUUGUGCCGAAUAUGGAUACCAGGAGUUUGGAGCUAAAGUUCCCGAUCCCUGACAUGAGAGCCCAUUACAAAUCAAAACCGGCUGAUAUUAUAUCGCAUCUGAUUGGACACGAAGGGCCGGGUAGUUUGCUAUCGGCGCUAAAAUUGCGAAACUGGUGCACGUGUUUAGGCGCCGAUUCUACUACUUCAAGAGGUUUUGCAUUCUUUACGAUUACCGUCGAUUUGACUGAACAGGGAAUUGAGUGCAUCGACGAUAUCAUUGCAUUAGUCUUUCAAUACAUUAAUUUACUUAAAAGAGAGGGUCCGAAGCAAUGGAUUUUCGAUGAAUUGAAACAAAUGCGAGAAAUUAUGUUUAGUUUCAAAGAGAAAGAGCACUCAAUGGGUCAUGUCGUCAAUACAUCGGAAGUCCUUCACGAUAUACCACUUAAUGAUUGUUUAAGUGUUGGUUAUUUGUUUCACGAAUUCAAACCCGAUUUGAUCACUGAUAUCGUCAAUCUCUUGACACCGGAUCGGAUGCGAGUGAUAGUUGUGGCGAAAAAGUUCGUCACAAUUGCGGAUCAGACAGAGAAGUGGUUCUCAACGAAGUAUAAACAACAAGACAUUCCUAAGGAAAAGAUCCAGAAGUGGCUAAACAUUGGAUUCAAUGACAAGUUAGCACUUCCGCCAAAGAAUGACUUCAUUCCCUAUAAUUUCAAUCUUAAGCCAAUCGAUGAUAACGUGAAACGAAUGCCACAAAUGAUUAGAAACACAGAGUUUUCUCGUGUUUGGCAUUUGCAGGACAAUCAAUACCGCACUCCAAAGGCUUACUAUAUAUUCAAACUAACAAAUCCUCACGUACACGACAGUCCACUCCAUACAAACGCCACACAAUUAUUCAUACAACUAUUUGUCGACUCUAUUAACGAAUAUUUAUAUUCCGCACAAAUGGCUGGACUCGGGGUUAAAUUUUCAAUCAGAUCCGCGGGACUUAAGCUAUCAUUUGGCGGAUAUAACGACAAACUAAACUCAUUGAUGACCACUGUUUUGGAUAAACUCAUUGAUUUCAAAGUGGACCCAAAAAAGUUUGUUGUGUUUAAGGAUAUCUAUGUUCGAGGUCUUAAGAGUUACCCGACACAGUCCAUGUCCACAUUACUCACAUAUUACACACAAUUAAUAACCAUUGAAAGGUGUUGGACUUAUGAGGAGCUAUUACAUGCAAUGGAUGAGCUGACAGUUGAUAAUUUGUCUGAACUAAUAGUCCAACUCUUAUCUCAUUUCCAUAUCGAGUCCUUAAUUCACGGAAACAUCGACUCGACUGAAGCUCUAAAUGUUUGCGAUUUGUUUGAAAGUCGAUUCAAGUCAGCCCUCAAUACCAAACCCAUAGCUCUGUCCCAACACUUCCGCGAUCGUGAGAUACAAUUACUCGACGGUUCCGACUAUAACUUCGACACCAAGAAUGCGAUCCAUAAGACAAAUGCAAUUCAACUUCACUUUCAGGUCGGAGUGGAGAAGACGGUUAUAAACGCAAAGAUCGGACUUUUGGAGCAAAUAUUUGAUGAACCCUUUUAUGAUAACCUUAGGACUAAACAACAGUUGGGUUACUCCGUGUGGACAUACAGUCGCAAGAUAUUACAUAAUACUAAUUAUAACUUUAUGAAAGGUAUGAGUUUUAUCAUUGAAUCCGAUUAUAAGCCUAAUUAUCUAAAUGAGAGAAUCGAGGCAUUCAUACAAUGGGUUCACAAAUACAUUGAAGAUAUGAGUGAUAAAGACUUUGAGACCGAAAGGCAGGCAUUGAUUACACGACGACUCGAGAAACCGAAACAAUUGGUUGAAUACACGAAAAAACUUUGGUGUGAAAUAUCGGCCAAAGAUUACAACUUCAAUAGGGAUGAGAUUGAAGUGAAAGCCAUCAAAGAGUUGACAAAACAGGAUAUCAUAGACUUCUUGAAAAGACAUAUCUCCCACUCUUCAGCCAAUCGUAAGAAACUGAUGGUUAGUAUAAUCAGUGAGAAUCCAAUAAAUGAAAAGGAUUUGAAAGAAAUCAAAGCGGAUCUAAUGCCUGUCCCUAAACUUAAGGAAUCGACAAGAAUUGAAAACAUGAAAGAAUUGAAAACUAAAUAUAAAGACAGUUAUUAUCCUUUUCCCAAACCAUUCAUCGAUGUCUCCAUUAAUAAGAGUUCAUGACUUUAUUGAUUGCAAUAAAUAGUAUUCACAUCAUUAUAAUUAAAAUAAUUUAAAGCACAAUACAGU